ACAUCACAGUGGGAUACCCACAGCACAGCAAAACAUUCUUGUGCCCACUUUGGUAACUGGGCGUGUUUCCCAGGGAGGCCUGGACAAUGCUGUGGCUGCUCUUGCCAGCACUCUGAUCUGCAGGAGCUGCCCAGCUGCACAGAGGAGGCGAGGGGAGGCUGCGGGAGAGCGUGGCAGAGUGACACGCAGUGAAGUGCUGAGGAGAGGAGCCCAGCAGUUCUGUAGCAGGAACAGCAUCUCUUGCCCAGCUGCUGCCGUGCAGGGGGGCAAGGACGAUGAAGUAUCUGCUCUUUAAAGGCUUGGGGCCUGAUGACUUGCCAACCCUGAAGCAGCUGACCAUCAAAGAAAUCUGCCAAGUAUGGGCUGGCACAUCUAAGUACAUCCGGAAACAGCUCUUGGAGAAGAAGGUGAGCUUUGCCUCCUGCCCAUGCCCCCUCCUGCCCCUCCAGGCCCCCAGAGCAGGGCACAACUGCUCUGGUACCAUCCCCAGGGGUACAGGAGUCACCGAGCAGCCUUCCUGCUUCUGCACACUCUGCCAAUGCUCCCUCUUCUUGCUUGUGUUUUCAGGCAGUGGAUGUCGGAAUUGGAACAUUUGCGCUUGUCCUCGUGCAUGUCGGGGUGGGAGAGGACGAGGUUUUGCCUGUUGAGAGACCUGUGUUCCAGCUGUGCCGGUUUAUGAAGAUGUUUUACAAGCUGAAGUGUGCAAAGACCAAAAUUCCUCACGAGACACCAGUAGUUCAGCUGGACUUUGAGCAGAUUGGGGCAAACAUCCGCUUCCGCCCACAAAUCGUGCAGCAAUGCAUACACGAGACCCUGCUUUUCUUUGCUGCGGCCAUCCUAGACAAGAAGGAGGUGGAGUUCUUCUUCAGGAGCAUUGGCAUCCUUGCUGUGCGAAGAAAUGUGGUCAGCAUGACCUUCUUUGAGGAUUGCUUGCUGGAGCUGGAUGCCACAGGGAACAUGCAGGCAGCUCUUCUCGGGAACCCCAAGAUGAUGAGGAUAGUGGCCUUUGCUGGCAAAAACGAUUAUAGUCGGGUCAGUCAAGAUGGGGUCAUCGUGCUGCCAAGGUGAGCAGAACGGCUUCUGCAGUGGUCAAGGGAGCAGCGACUCAGCCCCUGCUGUGGGACGCUCUCUUGCCGAGGCUCCUCUCCUACCCAACUUAGGCAAGCCCAGUUUCCCGAUCCGCUCACUGCUCAUUCCCCCCUGGCUUGGAGAAUGCAAAGUGGCCAGCCUCCUUGCAAUGUGACCUGAGAGUGUGAAAGGAAGGCAGGCCUGUGGGGCUGCAAGCAGGGUGUGUGCUGGGAUCAUCAGCUCUUUGGCAGGAAGGCAAGGGGAGAACUGACAGAGGCUGAAGGAGACUGGGGGGCUCCUCAGGUCGCACAGAGAGCUGCAUCCUGUAAGGAUCUGGCAGUGGCUCUCAACGAUGCCUGCUAGCAGCUUACUGGCUUCAGCUUCUAGGGAGCAUGAGGCCCUUUCUCCCAGCUGGUGCCUUCUUCUUUCCAGGC
Neopsephotus bourkii (Bourke's parrot) is the source of this 1502-nucleotide messenger RNA. RefSeq names its product coiled-coil domain-containing protein 81-like. The coding region runs from base 676 to 1068 and encodes 130 amino acids. NCBI's taxonomy places the organism in Eukaryota, Metazoa, Chordata, Aves, Psittaciformes, Psittacidae. Gene Ontology annotation, cellular component: centrosome. The record is from RefSeq and is a predicted model, not a curated record. The transcript is spliced from 4 exons.